AUGUUCUCUCUCUUUCACGCACUCUCUUUCUUUCAGUCUCCACCUCCUUCCUUCUCUCUCUCUCUCUCUCUCUCUCUCUCUCUCUCUCUCUGUAUUGAAUUUUUAUCUUUCUCAAUUUCUUCAUAUCUAUCUAUCUAUCUAUCUAUCUAUCUAUCUAUCUAUCUAUCUAUCUAUCUAUCUAAUAUGCAAACGUUUUCGCUCCGUUUAUUAAUUCUUUCUUUUUUUCUUUGCCUAAGUACUUUUCUUCUUCCUUGUUAUUUCUCAUUUGCUUUCUCGUUUGUCUUUCUUUUCUUCUUUUUCUUGUUCUCCGUUCUUGUGUUCCUUAAUCUUUUUUCGUACUCUCUCUCUCUCUCUCUCUCUCUCUCUCUCUCUCUCUCUCUCUCUCUCUCAUAUAGUUUUUUUCUUACCUCUGGCCGAUGUUUUCUUCUGUCCCUAAUUUUCCAUCGCAAUUAUUUCUUUAUCAAAGUUCUUUUCUUUCUUCUUUCUAUCAUUUUUUUCUGUUCUUUCUUUCCUCUUCCCUUUCUUAUCUUCCUUCUUUCUUUUAUUUCUUUUCGUCUUUUCCCUUCUCUUUCACAAAUCUCUCUUUAUUCUGCACUUCUUUUCUCUUUCUCCCAUUUACUUUCGCGGCAUCUUCUUCCCCCACACACAUACACUCAUAUAUCCUUCAUAUUAUAG
Acanthosepion pharaonis is the source of this 675-nucleotide messenger RNA. The record is from the annotation of a GenBank genome assembly. NCBI's taxonomy places the organism in Eukaryota, Metazoa, Mollusca, Cephalopoda, Sepiida, Sepiidae.